CCUCUCUUCAACAAUCACAACCAAACCAUCAACAACAACAUUCUGUCUUCAUUUUGAACACUACGUUUUCAUCACACCACUCAGCAACUACAAUCAACUACAAUCAACAAAAUGCACAACACAAGCAAGAAUGAGUUGUCACCCAUUUGCACCUUCCUCAUGAGGGUUCUGUGGCUUCUUUACACAUCGGCUGCCAACUUCCUCGAGCUGGUCGACGCCACCUUGUGGCCGGCUUGGAAGGCGGUAGUCCUGUGUUUGGAUCAGCAAAUCAAGUUCGGUUACAUCAUCAGCAUUGUCGACGCCGUCACAGGCACACUUUCUCUCCCGACAAUCACGCCGUUCGGUUCGCUGGCCAGACUCGCUACAUCACUGUUCAUCAAGUUCAUCGACUGGUUCCCCGAGGUUCCAUCGAUCCCAGAGCAGCGAUGUGGUUCCAACUACAAAAGUUUUUCCACUCAGACAACAGACGAUACUACCACCUCGGCCAUGUUGGAGUUCUUCGGUUCUGGUCUUGACCACCUCGCCGAGUUCUUCGCCACUGGUCUGAAGUCCGUUGUGUCACCCUUCGACGGCAACACUCUCAAGUCCUCGACUCCCUCUCUCGUCGCUGUCCCGCGCACCCCUAUGCGACAGCAGUGCUCGCUCGUCUCCAAGACCAAGAGCACGAGUCCCACGAUUUAUGGUUCCGACGAUGACGCGGCUUAGAGCCCUGCUGAUUCUGAAGGUCCCAAUUUCGACAAUCUUUCGGUCUGCUCCUCGUUCCAUCCAACGGACGAAGAAGACUGGGAAUCAGAUCACUCUUUUUUGAUAGCCCAAUU
Molecule: messenger RNA, 818 nt
Organism: Neurospora tetraspora
Lineage: Eukaryota; Fungi; Ascomycota; Sordariomycetes; Sordariales; Sordariaceae
Exons: 1
Coding region: 112-705 (197 amino acids)
Source: RefSeq, a predicted model, not a curated record